AUGACUGUGCGAGAAACGUUUGACAGAAUUAACAGACUCCGAAACAUUCUCCAAAGUGAUAAAAUAAGGGACAGACCGCAAGUUAACAGAGGCAUACAAGUCGAGACUCUGUCGACAAACACGUCAGUAUGUGUGGAGACGCGUGUGGACAGGAAGUGUCAGACAUCACCACAGUUACCCCAUGCAAAGCCAUGCAUGCGGCGUGAUCCAGAAGUCAGCACGGCCUGCCACCAUGGAAGCCAUACGGGUCAGAAGCAAGCUCCUGGCGUCCCGCCCCACAAUCCAGUCCCUCGACCCACUUCAGGGUGUUCGGUAACCGACUUUUGGGAUACCGUGACAGGAAGCGACACGUCGAGCGAUGAGGAAGCGGACAAGAUUUUGCCGACCCCCUCACCUUGCGGCGACUCUUUUAAACAAGAAGGUGGUUUCCCUUGGAAUACAGCCCUGCAUUACCAGACGAAGCACAAAUCCGCAAAUUGCUCACAGAAUUACAUCAAGUCACAUGAGCAACACAAAUGCCCACAAAAAGGCAUCGCAUUCCAUCGAACCACAAAAACCCCACCCCUCUCCUCACCACACCUGAAGUCAGCUCUACGAUCGAAGUCUGUUGAAUGCAGACGCACUUCGGUGAAUCGACCAAAGGCAAAUUGGAUGAGCCCAGAGGAGGGGUUAAUGCUUAGGACGCCACCUCCUCAAGGUCAGAGGUGGGAGGAGUGCAUCAAUCGGAUUUACGACCGUCGUAGCCGGAAGCCCCUUCACUACCCGAAUGAAAACAAAAAACUGCCAAGGCGGACGGCAACGAGUGAUCGCGGCCACGCGAUUCAGAGGACUCUAGUGCGAAGUAACUUACUGCGACAGACCUUCUCCUCCUCGCGGAAGCGUCGAGAAAAUCCUCCUGAAACCACUAAUACGACAUCAAGGCCACUCUGGCGAACCUGUUGA
Messenger RNA from Mesocestoides corti, 942 nucleotides. The record is from the annotation of a GenBank genome assembly. NCBI's taxonomy places the organism in Eukaryota, Metazoa, Platyhelminthes, Cestoda, Cyclophyllidea, Mesocestoididae.